Trichobilharzia regenti is the source of this 1893-nucleotide messenger RNA. The record is from the annotation of a GenBank genome assembly. NCBI's taxonomy places the organism in Eukaryota, Metazoa, Platyhelminthes, Trematoda, Strigeidida, Schistosomatidae.
AUGGAUGCACCAUCGAACUUUCCCGCCAUCACAUUUUGUAAUCAUCAACCAUUUUCUAGUCGUGCUUAUGAAUUAUGGCGUAGUGGGGAGAUAAUUUCACCAACACAAUUUAGUAAACUACUUAAAAAUGCCGCUGAUUACUACUUGAAUGCAAGUCAAUCGAAAAAUCAAAGUUUUCCACAAGAAGCAGGAUUUUUCGCCUUUGAAUUUGAUACAGUUAAAAUGUAUUAUCAAAAUUUAGACUGGCAAAAAUCGAAAUUACUGGGUCAUGAAAGAAAUCAAAGCAUAUAUAUGUGUUUAUUUCGAUAUUCUGGUGGAAAUCUGGUGAUCGGUGGACCUGGUUGUCAUGACGACAUGAUUAUCAUUCGUGAACGUUCUCAUCCACACCAUUUUAAUUGUCAUACAGUUGAAGUUAGUCAAGCGUAUAGUCAAGAAGUACAAGAAUUAGGCUUGAUUAUAUGGUUAGGACCAAAUGAAAAUUAUAAUGUUCAAUAUAGACAAGCCUUUUUAAUGGAUUUAUUUGAACAAGCCUAUGGAUUACGUGUCGCUAUACAUGAACCUGGUCAGUUGGCGAAUUUAGACAGUCAAGGUAUACAAAUUGAACCGGGUCGAAUGAAUGAGUUGAAUUUUGAUGCAGUAAAAACUAUUCAUCAAGAAACCCCAAGGAAACCGUGUAUUCAUCAACCGAAACAAAUGUAUACUGAUCUUGAACAAGAGUAUAAUUAUGAAUUCGAGUUGUGUUUGAAUACGCAUUUACAAAAUUUACUUAUUACACAAUGUACAUGCCUCUAUGCGUAUUUACCACGUGUUAAACUACCGAAUAUAAGCCUACCAUAUUGUGGACAUUUAAUUACAACGAAUAAUCAAAGCUUAGACACGACAGGUAUCCUUACACGUAAAGAAUGCGUCCGUAAUAUCUUGAGUAAAUCAGCAAUAUUGAAAAAGUCUUUUGAAGAUAAUGGUCUCUGUUUAAGACGAUGUGAACUGGUCGACUAUGAAAGUACUGCAUCAGUGACGACAUGGAGAUCAACUCGAUGGCAGUUGCAUUGGAGUCAAGAGACAUCAGCUGCCCUAGAGGUGUUGUUCUCUUUACCUAUGGACGUACAAAAUGUGAAUAAUACCAAUGAUAAAGCAUUGAAAAAUUUACAAGUCUACUUUCGUACAGAUAAUCUUUCCUUGAUAACAUCAAAUUUUCAUGAGAAAGAUAGUUUAACUGAAGCAUAUGGUUUCAGUGAUCGAUACACCUAUUUACUAGUGAAACGUAAAAGUAAUGAUACUAUCGUGAAAGCGGAAACACUUGUCCUUACCUUGAAUGCAUUAGUUAGUCGGAUUGGGGGGCUGUGUUCACUGUAUAUCGGAAUGACAUUUGCUGUGUUUAUUGAAUUCAUUGAAUUCUUUUACAUAUUCUUAUUACGUAAUGGAUUGUUGACAGUCUCAAAUAAAAAUAAUAAUGAUAAAAACAAAAAUGAUAAGCAAAAGAAUAUGGACGAUAACGAUAUUGAGAAUAAACUUGAUCAGAAUUGUCAACUAGACAAAAAUAACUUAUCUUCACCAUCUUCAUCACCGUCAACACUUCAUUUAAAUAAUAAAAAAUCAGUGAAUCAAUUUCUUACAUUAACUAAAAGUAAUAAUAACAGUGAUUUUAUUGAUUAUCAAUCCAAUCCACAAUUUGAAUUUCCCUCUUCUGAAUGUACACAGUUAAUUGAAACAACAGACGCUAAAAGCGUUAAAAAUCAAAACAAUAAUAAUAAUGACAAUAAGGUUAAUGACUCACCUUUAAUUUUAAAAAAUAAUUUUAAUGAAUCAGUUGAUUCGUUUCAGCCAUUGAAACCAGUGAACAAUAGAAGCUUAAAUGACUUGAAUAAACAAAAAGUGAAGAAGUGUUCAAUAUAA